AGCGGGUUUUGCCGCCCCCAGUAUCGCGUCGCGUCGCGUCAAAUCAGCCGCUUUCUGCGCCGCCUACGGAAGUUUUACAGACUAUUUCUGCGUGUUUCAGUGGAUUGGAGAAACACUCAACCACCGGAGCGAUACAGCGAGGCUCUGCCGCAGACGCGCGUUAGAGGUGUUAUUCCAGCGAUGAUUCCCUGAGCUCGUCCCAUGGAGAACAAGUCCUGCAAUGUAUUCCUGCAGCCCGGCGCUCCGAUCAUGUCCUUCAUCCCGCCGGAGAGUUCCCAGUCCGUGUCCGAUUGGCUGAGUGGCCUCCGGCUCGACCAGUACCGUCCGGCCUUCCAGGAGGCGGGGCUGGGAACGCUGUGGGAGUGUCAGGAUCUAAGCUCCGCCCAGUUGCAGCGAAUGGGCGUGGCUCUGCCCGGCCACAGGAAGCGUAUCCUCGGCAGCCUGCACAAGCUCCUCCCCUCAGCGGCGGGAGCGGAGGAGGACGAGGAGCAAGAGGAGGACAGACCCGUCGCCCGAGAGAGGACCAAAUUCAGAGCGUCGGACAAAAACCAGCGAACGGAAAACAGCGUCGCAGGUAGACGCCCGCCUCCCGUCCCGCCUCGAGUCACGCCCAAUCGACCUCCCGUUCCCUUCACGCCCCGUCCUGAGCCUAGCAGCAUCCCUGAACAAAAUGAAACGCCCACACCUUACGAACGAACCAAGCCCAUCCCAACUCCCAGGCCACGCCCAGAACACCUGCCUCUUAAAGGGCCGGCGCAGCAACUCCAGAAGAGCGAGAGGAAACCGUCUCCUGUGUCUCCCUCUUCCUCCUCCUCCUCCUCUUCAUCAGAGCGCUUCCACCUGUACGAACAGUGUUUAUCUCCUGCUCAGGGAGAAAUGGGUGCUCCUCCUCUUCCUCCUAAGAGCUACGCUGUGGGCGUGUCUAAAGAGCCCAUAGACGGCCCGUACAGACCCCCUGUUCCCCCUCCUCGUGUCUCCGCCUGCUCCAGGACUACAAAUCCCAGAAGCACGUCAUCCAGAAGCCCGCCCACAUCCAGCGCUCCUGUAGAUGAUCCGUCAGACACAGAUCCAGUCCCAGACGUCCCGCCUCGGAUCAUCAGACCUCCGAACCAGAGCCGAAGGAGAGACGUGCCACCGCCGCCCAACAGAAACCAGUUGGAUUCGGAUGAAAGUUCAGAUGAAUAUGACGAGCGAGAGCCCAGCAGAGACGCUAAACUCAUAGACAUGGCCAGCAAGAUGUCCCUGAUGGUUCCCAAGGCGCCGAAACCUCGUUACAGCAGCCUGUGCAGCGACGACGAGCUUCUAGACGAUGACACCAGCUGUGACGAGUCUGAAUCCCUGCAACGGAGUUCAUGGAUUGGAGAUUUGGCUUCGAUCUCUGGUUCUAUGACCAGCAUCUACCUGCCAAUCACAAGCCACGACAAUGCUCCGCCCCCUCGGGAAGACCCCGCCCCUACCAGCGUCCCCGUGAUUAAAAUGGGCUGGCUGUACAAGAAUCCUCCUCAGGGGUCUCUGAUCUACCAGCACCGCUGGGUCAAACUGGAUGCUGAAUACCUGAGAUACUUCGACACUGAGAAGGACGUCUACUCGAAGAGGAUCAUACCUACACUGUCCAUCACUGGUGUGGUCAACGUGGGAGAGCAGAAGUUUGAAGUAGUGACGCACAAUCGCACUUUCCUGUUCCGAGCCGAGAACGACUCGGAGCGGAGCGAGUGGGUCACGGUGUUGAAGAGCUGUGUCCGAACCACCAGUCUGGACGUGACCUUUAACCCCUGCGUGAGCUACGAGAUGAGGGGUUACCUGGAGCUGCGCGGCCUGCGCUCCAAACUCUACACGGUGGUGUGUGCGGAUAAAGUCUUCCUCUACAAAAACAUAGAGGAAUAUCGUAUGGGGAUCGGCAUCACCUCGAUUGAUAUGAAUGUUGGGAAUGUGAAGGAAGUGGACCGGAGAGCGUUUGAUCUGACCACACCGUACCGGAUAUUCAAUUUCGUCGCAGAUACGGAUCAGCUGAAGGAUCAGUGGGUGGAGGCCAUGCGCAACUCCAUCGCAGAGGCAUUGUCCAAUUACGAAGUGGCUGAGCGGAUCUGGGCGGAGCCGUCCAAUCAGAUGUGUGCUGACUGCAGCGCUGCCAAACCUGAGUGGGCCGCCAUCAACCUGGCCGUGGUUUUCUGCAAACGAUGUGCAGGAGAGCAUCGUGGUCUCGGUCCGAGCGUAUCUAAAGUACGCAGUCUCAAAAUGGACAAGAAGGUCUGGACUGAAGAUCUCAUCCAGCUGUUCCUCGCUGUAGGAAACGAACGAGCCAAUCAGUUUUGGGCGGCGAACGUCCCGCCCAGCGAGGCCUUGACCCUGAACAGCAGCAGCGAGGAGCGACGUCGCUUCAUCACCGCAAAAUACCGUGAGGGCAAAUACCGCCGAUAUCACCCGCUGUUCGGAAACCAGAGAGAGCUCAAUAACGCGCUGUGCAUUAACGUCCAGUCGAGUGAUGUGUGUGAGACGCUGGCGCUGGUGUUCUGCGGCGCUGAUGUGAGCUGUGACACCGGUGACCCCGAGCUGACCUCCCCGAUCGCUCUGGCACAACACCACGGACAGAACCUGCAGCUGGAGUUCCUCACGCAGAACCGCAACACAGAACUCCCGAGGUCAGAGGUGAAGGUCGCCAUAGACCGGGUGCACUACAUGGCCCCGCCCUCCGUCACGCAUAAUGGGUUUCUAUUUAAGACCGCCUCCAUGGCUCGACCAAUCACAGAGAAGAAGGGAAAAGAAGAGUUCAGUCGGCGCUGGUGUGUGCUGAAUGAUGGGAAUUUUAGCUACUAUGAAAGUGACAAAAACGCUACGCCGAACGGAGGACUGAAGAUGAAGGAGAUCGUGUGUCUGGCUGUCAGCCCCCCUGAGACUCAUGGGUACGAUCACACGUUUGAGCUGUACUCGGACGCCGAGCGCUUGUAUCUGUUCGGCACUGAUAAUCCUGAGACUAUGCGCGAGUGGGUCAAAUCCAUCGCAAAGUCGUUCAUUCCUGCGGCCGCAGAGGAUCUGUUACUGAAGGACUUCGAGCGCAUCGGCCGGCUGCGUUAUAAAGACCGACUGAACCGGGAGAUGUCCAGACUGGGCUGGUUCUGUCUGGUGGGGUCAAGCCUCCACAUCCGGCUGGAGGAGCACACCGCAGACGAGACCAUCGACCUGCAGAAGCUCCUGGAGCUCUCGAUCCAGCCGGAGAACGAGGUUCUGGUUCUGGUGGAGCGAGGCAGGACGCUGUACAUCGAGGGCGAGAGGAAGCUGGACUUCCAGGGCUGGGCGGCUGCCAUCCAGAGGGCUGCUGGGAGUUCUGGAGACACACUGAGUCAGCAGCAGCUGACGGAGGCCGAUAUUCCCGUGAUCGUGGAGCGCUGCAUUCACUUCACCACACAAUACGGUCUGACCUCGGAGGGAAUCUACCGUAAGAGUGGCGUGAACAGUAAGAUCGCCGCCCUGCUGGAGGAGUUCAGACGCGACGCCCGGUGUGUUUGGCUGAAGGAAGGGGAACAUCAGGUGGAUGACGUCUCUAAUGUCCUCAAGCGCUUCUUCAGAGACAUCGAGGAGGGGUUGUUUGGGCAGCAGGCGCACAGCUGGCUCAGCGCUACAGUGUUUUCAGACGAGAGCAGUCGGAUCUGUCAGUAUCGUCUUCUGUUCAGUAAUCUUCCCCGAGUCAACCAGGCCACACUACGAGCGCUAGUUAAUCAUUUAUACUGCGUCCAGCGGUUUGCGGAUCUCAAUCAGAUGAAUCUUCACAAUCUGGCCAUCGUGUUCGGCCCGACUCUCUUCCAGGCGGACGGGAAGGACAACAGCGCCGGACGGGUCAUCGAGGAUCUCAUCCAACACUACGUCACUAUAUUCGAUGUGAACGAGCAGCAGCUGAAGAAGCAGUUAGAUGAGAUCACAUACAUCAUAAAGCUCAGAGACAACCUCGCUCCUAAAACAGGAACGGGCAGUGGUGAUUUCAUCUGUACAGUUUAUCUGGAGGAGAAGAAGGAGACCGCCGAACAGCAUGUGAAGAUUCCCGCCACGAUGACGGCCGCAGAACUGACCUUCGAGAUCCUGGACAGACGGAAAAUCAGCGUAAAGGAGAAGGACUACUGGUGCUGCUUCGAGGUGAACGAGAAAGAGGAGAUGGAGCGGCCGCUGCACUAUCAGGAGAAAGUGCUGCCCAUCUUUCAUUCCCUGGGCACUGACAGUCACCUGCUGGUCAAGAAGCACUUCUCCAUGGAGGCCAUGCUGGUGUAUCUGGCCAGUAAAGUGGAGGUGUCCAAACACGGUAUGAUGAAGUUCAGAGAGGAGAGGAGUCUGCUGGGGUUGAGCACGGGGAGCUUCAAUGACCGAUACUUCAUCCUGAACAGCACCUCGCUCAGACUCUAUAAAGAAGUCCGGAGUAAUCGUCCUGAGAGAGAGUGGCCCGUCAAGUGUCUGAAAGUCUAUCAAGGCAUUAAAAAGAAGCUCCGUCCACCGACAUGUUGGGUUCUCACAGUCAUCUAUGAAAGUGAGAAACAGGAAAAGCAGGAGAGACAGCAGUGGUAUCUCUGCUGUGACACACAGAAUGAAAUGAGGGAAUGGUUCGCUACCUUCAUGAGCAUACAGUGCGGAGGUCGUGUUUGGCCGGCGGAGUGGUUGAAGUCUCGUGUGGCGAGUCACUCUGCGCCGCAGGACGCUCGCUUGGGUAACGUGUCUCUGAUUCCUCUGCGGGGCAGUGAGAACGAGAUGAGGAAAAGUGUCGCCGCUUUCACAGCUGAUCCACUCGCCGUGAGUCUAAUCAACCAAUCACAGCCCGGCUCGGCCAAUCACACAGCCAAUCACACGGCUCUCUGCUCCCAGACCCAGUGAGCUCCUCCUAGAGUUUAAUGUUGAAUUCUAAGAGAGAGUUAAAACUGUGUGUUUGUUUCAUAUAUAUGUGACCCUGGAGCACAAAAGCAGUCUUAAGUUAAAAGGCUGUAUUUGUAGCAAUAGCCAACAAUACACUGUAUGGGCCAAAAUUAUACAUUUCUCUUUUAUGACAAAAAUCAUUAGGAUAUUAAGUAAAGAUCAUGUUCCAUGAAGAUAUUUAGUAAGUCUCUUAUCGUAAAUAUAUCAAAACUUAAUGUUUGAUUAAUAAUAUGCAUUGCUAAGAACUUCAUUUGAAUAGCUUUAAAGACGAUUUUCUCAAUAUUUAGAUUUUUUUUGCUCCCUCAGAUUCCAGAUUUUCAAAUAGAUGUAUCUCAGACAAAUAAUGUCCUCCGAACAAACCACACAUCACUGGAGAGAUCAUUUAUUGACCCUUAUGACUGGUUUUGUGGUCCAGGGUUCCCUUUUUUCUGUAUGACUUUAACCAUGGAACAUUUAGUAAUAAACACAGUAAUAUUCCAAAAUAACUAGUAACAUUUAAUGCAAUCCCAGCAUGCAUUGCAUUCAGCUCAAUAAGUCAAAGUGCAAAAAUAAUUCAGAUGAACCAUUUAGAAGAUUUCAGAUCUGUUAUUUUAAGGUUCUGUUCCUCAGUAGGUUGCUGCUUAUGUAGACAGCGAAGGGCUCAGUAGGUUUUGGAACGGAGCUGAAGACAAACAUUUAUAUAAAACAUAAUUCAUCUGCAUACAAGAGUAUUGAUGAUGCUGUGUGAUUACCCAUGAGCCCCCUUUUCUGAUUUACUGAGAUUAUUCAUGUUCGGCUCACAGUGUGUGAUGAAUCACGUGAAUCAGGAAAGAAUCAGGGGUCAAUCACGUGAAUCAGGAGUGAGUCACAUUAAUCAGGAGUGAAUCAGGAGUGAGUCACGUGAAUUAGGAAUGAAUCAGGUGAAUCAGGAGUGAAUCAAGUUAAUCAGGAGUGAAUCGUGAGUGAGUCACGUAAAUCAGGAGUGAGUCACAAUAAUCAGGAUUGAGUCAGGUUAAUCAGGAGUGAAUCAGGAGUGAGUUACAUGAUUUAGGAGUGAAUCAGGAGUGAGUCAAGUUAAUCAGGAGUGAGUCACGUAAAUCAGGAGUGAGUCACGUAAAUCAGGCGUGAGUCAUACCAAUCAGGAGUGAGUCACGUUACUCAGAAUUGAAUCAGGAGUGAGUCAUGUUAAUCAGGAGUGAAUCAGGAGUGAGUCACAUUAAUUAGGAGUGAGUCAUGUGAAUCAGGUGAAUCAGGAUUGAGACACAUGAAUCAGAAGUGAAUCAGGAGUGAGUCAAGUUAAUCAGGAGUGGAUCAGGACUGAGUCACUUUAAUCAGGAGUGAGUCACACAAAUCAGGAGUGAAUCACAAGUGAGUCAAGUUAAUCAGGAGUGAAUCAGGAGUGAGUCACUUUAAUCAGGAGUGAGUCACAUGAAUCAGGAGUGAAUCGCGAGUGAGUCAUGUUAAUCAGGAGUGAAUCAGGAGUGAGUCAUGUUCAUCAGGAGUGAGUCACGUGAAUCAGGAGUGAAUCAAGAGUGAAUCAGGAUUGAAUUGCAUGAAUCAGGAGUGAAUCACGUGAAUCAGGAGUGAAUCCUGUGAGCCGCACAUGAAGCAUACUGUACUACUGCUUUAUUUCUGGAGGAAGUGGAGGUGUUUGUGUUUGUUUCACUUGGUCUGUCUUCACACAUACAGCGGACAUCUGAUUAACAAUACAGUUCAGAAGAAAUAAAUCAUGUGUAAACAAAUGAAAAAUAACCGGAGUUGUGUCUGUGAGGAGCAGGUGUUGGGUUAUUGCUCAUAUCAUUAACUUAAUGAGCGAUUUCCUCUAACCUUCUUACCCAUAAUUCUGCAGGACUGUCCCCUGUAUACAUUAUAUCAGUGACAGUGUGUAUUUAUGACAUCAUGAAAGUGAGGAAUAAUUCUAAUGUUUUCUGUUACGUCGUUCUGUAAAAGAAGAUUAAACAUUGUUCGAUUAAAUGCUGUUAUAUGUGUAUUUAAAGAAAAUUGUAUGCGGACAUGUAUAUUAAAUAUUUGUAAAAUU
Messenger RNA from Carassius gibelio (silver crucian carp), 6907 nucleotides. RefSeq names its product arf-GAP with Rho-GAP domain, ANK repeat and PH domain-containing protein 1-like. The coding region runs from base 202 to 4851 and encodes 1549 amino acids. NCBI's taxonomy places the organism in Eukaryota, Metazoa, Chordata, Actinopteri, Cypriniformes, Cyprinidae. The transcript has 32 exons. Gene Ontology annotation, molecular function: phosphatidylinositol-3,4,5-trisphosphate binding; protein binding; GTPase activator activity. Gene Ontology annotation, biological process: signal transduction; positive regulation of GTPase activity. The record is from RefSeq and is a predicted model, not a curated record.